Lottia gigantea (owl limpet) is the source of this 1864-nucleotide messenger RNA. RefSeq lists its product as hypothetical. Gene Ontology annotation, molecular function: single-stranded DNA 3'-5' DNA exonuclease activity; single-stranded DNA binding. NCBI's taxonomy places the organism in Eukaryota, Metazoa, Mollusca, Gastropoda, Lottiidae. Bases 203 to 1726 code for a protein of 507 amino acids. The record is from RefSeq and is a predicted model, not a curated record. Gene Ontology annotation, biological process: resolution of meiotic recombination intermediates. The transcript is spliced from 14 exons.
UAUUUAGUAUACAGUUCUAUGGAAGAAUCCAUUGCAAUCCAUUAGCAAAAUUUAAAAAAAAACAGUGAUAGUAGCUGGAAUCUACGCCUAUCCAAAGUUGCUGAGUUAUCUAUGGAAAAAAUCAAAUAGGCCUAGACCUGACAGGCCUAGCCUAUCCAUAGAAUUGUUCAUGAUAGCCCACUAAAAGGAUUGCUGCUGGUGAAUGGACAAAAUGUCAUGGAAUCAUGAUUUUACAGAUUUUCAAACUGUUCCAAAAUUAAAUUUGAAUAUGCAAGCUAAUCAGAAGACAAGACAACCCACAAAUACUCCAUCCAGUAGUUCAUCAGAAAUUAAGAUACAAGAUAUUACUUCUGGACAUUCCUAUAUAAAUUUUGUAGGAUUGAUAAUUUGUAAAGAUGGGCCCAAAUCUAUUAUUAAUAAGAAAGGCACUGAAAGACAUUUAUUAUCAUUUACUGUUAGAGAUAGUGAACAAGAUUUUAUAAAUUUAACAUUGUGGGGUAGUGAUACCUUUAUUUCAAAUUAUAAUAGAUCUACACAAGUUGGAGAUGUUGUUCAAAUCAGCAAUGCCCAAGUUCAAACAAAACAAAAUAAUGGAAUGGAUGAUAAAUACAAGCCAUGGACACCAAGUGGUUUUCAGCUGAAUGUAUCAGAAAAUCAUGGUAGUAUAGAGGUAUACAAUGGUUGGGAUGUUGAUCAUUUGAGAUCAUUACAACAUAUACCUAAUAAAGCUAAUAAUGAUUACUAUACUCUUGAUGAUAUCAAUGUUAAUGGUAUGUCUUUACAAGGAGAACAUGUUAAUUUAUUGGUUGCUGUUAAAAAGCUAGGAAAAGUAAGAAAUAUAACAACCAAAACAGGGAAGACUACAAAGAAAUGUGAAGUGAUAUUGUUUGAUGAAACUUGUGCUAAUCUUCCUUUAGAUUUAUGGAAUAACAAUGUUGAUAUAGCUCAAUUAUGGAUACCUCAUCAAACAGUAAUAUUUGCUGCAGAUGUUAAGAUAAUUUAUAAUGAAUUUAAAUCAUCAAUGAUUGCUGUAUCAGAUUCAAAAACUAUUUUUACUAUUGAUCCAGAUACCCAAGAAGCUUACAGCUUACAUAGUUUCGCAACUUCUGAAAAAAGUUUUACCGAAGAUACUAGUUUUAAUGAAGGCAAUGUUUCAUUCAGUCGUGAACCUGAUCCAGAUUUGGAUUCCAUUAGAGAUAUUUAUACUGUAGAAGAAAUCAAAAAGAAGGCACAAGAUGAAAAUGAUAAACAGACAGAUUAUGGUGUAGCAUUUGUAUUUGUAUCAUUAUUGGACAUUGAUAAUGAAGAUAAAAUAAUAACUAAAAGAAUUUGUGAGAAAUGUAAAAGAGUAUUAAAGAAAGAAAGUAAUUAUAUAUGUUUGAAUACAGUAUGUAAUGGUGAAGAUGAUAAUAAUAUGAUCAAUGAUAAUUAUAAUCUAGAAUAUAAUAUUACCUUGUCUAUAUCUGAUCAUACAGCUACCUUAGAUUUUACACAUCUACAACCUACAGUAGCUGAACAUAUGCUUGGGUUUCCGGCUGAUCAAAUUAAUCAUGUCAGUUUGGAUCAGUUAACUCAAAUUAAAUGGAAAUAUCUGUUAGAAAGAUGUAAAAUCAAAUUUAAGUUGAUCAAAUACAAUAAAGAUUCAAUUAGUAAAUAUACAGUAAGAAUUUUAUCAUUAGAUUUAGCAGAUACAGAAAAUGUUUUGAAUUACUUUGCAACACAAUAAUUAUGUAUCAUUCAUCUACUUGAAUGAAGUCAACCAUUCAGAAGCUGUGAUAUUAUGUAAUUUCUGUGAUAUUUUUUGUAAGUGGUUGAAUUUAAAGUUGUUAAAUUGUUACCAUUAUAUUAAAAGUUUAAAAACAUG